Molecule: messenger RNA, 1517 nt
Organism: Seriola aureovittata
Lineage: Eukaryota; Metazoa; Chordata; Actinopteri; Carangiformes; Carangidae
Product: beta-2-glycoprotein 1-like
Exons: 8
Coding region: 89-1204 (371 amino acids)
Source: RefSeq, a predicted model, not a curated record
UGCGCCCAUUACCCAGCAGCCCUUAUGUUGGCCCUGUAACCCCCCACCCAGAUGCAGGGGAUACUGAGGAGACAGCACUUUCAAGAAGAUGGCUCCAACUUUGGCUUUGUUGCUCCUCUGCCAAGUAGCUUUAUACACAACUGUAACAUCCAAGAAAGUGUGUGGCCAACCACCUGUCACUGACGGGAUUGAUGAGUCGACCCUAAAACGUGUGUAUGAGGUCGGAGAAGAGGUGACUCUCACAUGUGAACGGGGCUACUUACCUUCAACUGCAGCCUCUCAGCGGAUAACCUGCACCGCCACAGGAGAGUGGACGCGGUCAAACCUGGCAUGUUCCCCUAAGAUGUGCCCUAUCCCCAGACCUCUGCAGCCUUUAGCGAAGGGGAGGACAGAAGCUCCAUUCAAGAGCGUGCUCAACUUCACUUGUGACGAUGGGUAUGUCAUGCAAGGCGCCAAUGAAAGCACGUGUUUACAUGACGGCCGCUGGAGCAAUCCACCACCCCUCUGCAAAGCUGUGAACUGUCCUCUGCCCAAGCCACCAAGAGAUGGAAGAAUUGUCCAUGAUAAGCCAGUUUCUGGAUCCACCACCAUGUAUGGGCAGGGCUGGACAUACGAGUGUAACCCGCCUAAAGCACCAAGUCACGAGAGGGGAUCCUGCAUGGCUGAUGGAAGCGCAACUGAGCCACCAGUGUGCCGAGAUGUGAGCUGCUCCAUUCCAACAAAUAUACCAAACGGCUUCAUCACCUUUGCUGUGAUGAGACAACAUGGAUACAAGGAGAAGGUUAAAUACGCCUGCAACGAGCACUAUAUUCUGGACGGUGAGGCUGAGAUACAGUGCCGAAACACGGGGAACUGGUCUUCCAAGCCAGUCUGCAGAGCUCCCUGCACAGUUGGAAUCAAAAGAGGCCGUAUUUUCUACAAUGCCAGGAAGCUCUGGAUCGCAGACCUGAAACCCAACAGAGUCCUCCACGGAGAACAUGUUGCCUUCUAUUGUCUGAACCGAGCUGAGAGGUGUGGCUAUCCUGUGGCCAGCACCUGUAAUGAUGGAACCCUCCCCAUCCCAGAAUGCUUUGAGGAACCAGGCAAGGUGGAGUACACCUUAAGGGCCAAAAAUCUUCCAUCAGAAAUCACAAUGUGUGCUGCUUCACCUCCUGCAGGCCCCACAAGCCCCGCAAGCCCCGCAAGCCCCCCAAGAUCUGCAUAACUUUUCACAGAAUGAGCUGAAGCACCAUGUACACUUACAGGAUGUGAAUCUCUGUAUCAUGACUAAUACAUCUGUAACAAUAUGCUGCAAGACAGAGAACAUGUUUGUUAUUGGUUAUGUUCAUCUUUCAUUUUGACUGUCAUUUACGAUUUAUAAUAAAGUAAUAGUUGUAAUUUGUCGAGAAAAUUAUGAAAAUUAGUUUUCAGAAAAAUAGUGCCGUGGGACCUGAGAGAGUUGCUGACUUGAAGAGCCUGUGUAGAUACAUACAGCCGGUACCCAGAUUACCAUUAAAACUCAUUUAUGAUCACACUAA